CUCCAUUGUAGAAUUGUCGAUAAUUUUAAGGUGAUCUGAAAAUUUUAGGUUUUAUGUAGCCUUUUUUCUUCUUGCUUUGCUUAAGUAAAGAAGAUAAAAUAAAAUGGAGUCUAUAGAAGGUGCUAAAUCAAAGAUGUACUCUGGGAAAUCAGAAAUUGGGAUUGUUUUCUAAUUAUUGAGGCUAAUUUCUAUUCUCUGGAAAUUCGGAAUGCUUCUUGUUGUGUAUUGUUGAAGUAGUCAUAUUUAGAUUUUGAUAUCUAGGUUCUUGGGAUAAGCUAAACACUGCUAAUGAGUUGAAAGUUUUCUCAGCCUUGAAUUAAGGAGACUGGUUAAUACUUUUUGUGUCUAAGGAUGGCCCAAUAUUGUAUGAAAGAAAAAGAGAACUAGUUUUUAUGAAUAUCCACCGCUAGCUAUUAGUUUUAUAUAAACUUCUUGCAGUGGAGUUGAAAGGGGUUUCAAGAGUAAAUCUUAUCCAAGGCUUGUGAAGAUGGUAUUAUCUGCUACAUUAACCCAAGAUCCAAGCAAACUUGCUCAGCUUGAUUUGCAUCACCCUUUACUAUUGACAACUGGGAAGAGGCGUUACCAACUCCCUGAAAAAUUGGAAUCUUAUAAGCUGAUAUGUGAAUCAAACCUCAGGCCCCUUUAUCUUGUUGCACUUCUACAAGAUCUAGAGGAAGAGAAGUGCAUUGUCUUAUCAUCAUCCACAGAGUCUACCCAUUGCCUCUGUACCUUGCUAAAUCUUUUUGGUGAUUUGAAAAUAAAGAACAAGGAGUAUUCAGGUCUCCAACGACAAUCUAUAGAAGUGAGUGGUGGAAAAAUAUUCAUUGAUCUUAUUUUAUUUAUUUCUGCUGUUGAUGGUAGCAAGACACACUUAAAUCAAGUGGCAAGAAUCGGGUAACAAAAAUUUGACCUUUACAUGAAUCAAGUUGUAUGACAGAUCACUUCUUUUGGACUAAAUAGUUUUGGAUGGGUUUGCAAGAAAAGCUGAUCCUUUUAAAUCCCUUUCCUUCCACAAAGACUAGUCAAACUAGAGAAUCCCUUUUCCUUCAUUUUCUAUUUAGUGUAUACCUCCCAGUACCCUCCUGACAAUGGAUAAGAAUUGCAUGGAUGAAUAUAUCAGUCAUAUGGAACCUGGAACAUAAUGAAAGUUUGAUGGUCAUUUUAUCUAUGAGAAAUGGAAUCAGCUCUAUUCAUAGUGUAACCUUCUGUGUUCUAGGUGACAACUUUAAAUGACACCAGACACAAAUACAAGAUUUAUGAGGUUAUUUCAGAUAAUCUAAAAUUUUUUUGGCAUAAUGAAAUCCAUUGUUCUGCUGUAGCAAAACAUUGAAAGCAUUCCGAGAUGGGAAGGUACAAGUACUUGUUUCCUCCGAUGCCAUGACUCGUGGAAUGGACGUUGAGGGGGUGAGAAAUGUCAUUAAUUAUGAUAUGCCUGCAUAUAUAAAGACCUACAUUCACUGAGCUGGUCGUACUGCAAGAGCAGGACAAGCUGGGCGUUGCUUCACAUUACUACGCAGACAUGAGGUGUGCAACCAUUGUUAUUGCUUCCAGUCCAGGAGUAUGAUAUGUGAAAAUUUGACCUGCUUAGCAGUUGUGCAACUUAUCAUGCUUUCAAUUUUUUCAGGUAAAGUGUUUCAAGAAGCUAUUACAAAAAGCUGAUAAUGAUUCUGUUUCACUGUAUUUCUGUUCCAUCCAGUUCAAUUGAAUCCCUUCGAGAUAGCUAUAACUCUGUUAAAUUCCAGGCUUGUUAUCUUCCUAUCAAUGGUAAAGCUAACAACUAAAUUGGUCAAGUGGCAGCUUUGGAUUCUAGAUGCACUUGGUUUGACUUAGAAGAUCCAUGCAUUCCUUAUAUCAUUUCUAGUCUCUUUCUUAGAUGAUUUUGAUAUACUGCUCU
Molecule: messenger RNA, 1894 nt
Organism: Rubroshorea leprosula
Lineage: Eukaryota; Viridiplantae; Streptophyta; Magnoliopsida; Malvales; Dipterocarpaceae
Source: the annotation of a GenBank genome assembly